Messenger RNA from Coffea eugenioides, 2214 nucleotides. Its product is annotated as monocopper oxidase-like protein SKS1. Gene Ontology annotation, cellular component: plasma membrane. The record is from RefSeq and is a predicted model, not a curated record. NCBI's taxonomy places the organism in Eukaryota, Viridiplantae, Streptophyta, Magnoliopsida, Gentianales, Rubiaceae. The transcript is spliced from 9 exons. Bases 199 to 1977 code for a protein of 592 amino acids. Gene Ontology annotation, molecular function: oxidoreductase activity; copper ion binding.
CCCUCCCUCCCUGCUAGAAGAAGAACGAGGAGAGCCUAACCGCCGCUUUCACACCUCUUCCUCCAUUUUUCUUUGCUUUAUUCACGUUUUGUCAUGUAACGGACGAAGUGAGAAGCUUUUGGAUUACUUGGAUAUUUCUCGACUGUAGAAAGAUCAUCUCUCUGAGCAGAAGUUGUUCGGAGGAAAUUUGAAUUUCUAAUGGCCGUACUGGGGACAACAGCGGCUUUCUGGUUGAUUCACAUUGCUAUUCUCUUUAGUCUCUCAUUUGCUGCUGAUCCUUUUGCUUUCUUUGACUUCGAGGUCUCUUACACCACUGCUUCUCCACUUGGGGUUCCCCAGCAGGUUAUAGCUGUCAACAACAAAUUUCCAGGUCCUGUUAUUAAUGUUACAACCAAUUACAAUGUUGUGCUGAAUGUUAGGAACAAAUUAGAUGAAGAUCUUCUUAUUACAUGGCCUGGGAUCCAGAUGCGCCGUUCCUCUUGGCAAGAUGGUGUUUUAGGUACCAAUUGCCCAAUUCCUUCUAAAUGGAACUGGACUUACCAGUUUCAGGUGAAGGACCAGAUUGGUAGCUUCUUCUACUACCCAUCUCUCAACCUGCAGAGAGCAGCUGGUGGUUUUGGUCCUUUUAUUGUGACUAACCGCGAUAUAAUUCCAAUUCCUUUUGCAAUGCCUGAUGGAGACAUUGUCCUCAUGAUUGGUGAUUGGUAUACUCAGAAUCAUACGGCUUUACGAGAGGCCCUUGAUAAUGGGAAACAACUAGGAAUGCCGGAUGGAGUUAUUAUAAAUGGCAAGGGACCAUAUAGAUACAACAACACGCUUGUUCCAGAUGGCAUUGAUUAUGAGACUAUUAAUGUUGAUCCAGGUAAAACCUAUCGAGUUCGGGUGCACAAUGUUGGAGUCUCAACUUGUUUGAACUUCCGUAUUCAGAGUCAUAAUUUGCUUCUAGCUGAGACAGAGGGGUAUUAUACAUCGCAGCAAAAUUAUACUAGCAUGGACAUCCAUGUUGGGCAGUCUUUCUCGUUUUUGGUAACCAUGGAUCAGAAUGCAAGCAGUGAUUACUACAUUGUUGCCAGUGCUAGGUUUGUAAAUCAGACUGUUUGGCAACGAGUCACUGGAGUUGCAAUUUUGCAUUAUUCCAAUUCCAAAGGCAAGGCAUCUGGUCCUCUUCCUGACCCACCAAAUGAUGUCUAUGACAGCUCAUAUGCAUUGAAUCAGGCAAUGUCCAUCAGGCAAAAUGUGACUGCAAGUGGAGCUCGUCCUAACCCGCAGGGUUCUUUUCAUUAUGGUCAAAUCAAUGUAACUGAUACGUACAUAUUAAGAAGUGUGCCACCAGUGACAAUUGAGGGAAAACUUCGAGCUACCUACAAUGGAAUUUCAUUUGUUAAACCUGAGACUCCAUUUAGGCUUGCUGAUGCAUUCAAUGUGAAGGGUGCCUACAAGCUUGAUUUCCCAAGCCAGCCACUAGACAGACCACCCAAAAUGGACAGAUCAAUCAUUAAUGCAACGUACAAGGGGUUCAUAGAAAUAAUAUUGCAGAACAAUGACACCGUUGCGCAGAGCUUUCACCUGGAUGGUUAUUCCUUCUUUGUAGUCGGGAUGGGUUCUGGAAAUUGGACAGAAAACAGCAGGGGAUCAUAUAAUCGGUGGGAUGCAAUAUCUCGUUCCACGGUACAGGUUUUUGCUGGAGGAUGGACAGCGGUCCUAGUUUCUCUUGAUAAUGUGGGUAUUUGGAACCUCCGAUCAGAAAAUUUAGACAGAUGGUAUCUUGGCCAAGAAACUUACAUGAGAAUUGUCAAUCCCGAAGAUGCUGGUAACAAGACAGAAUUGCCCGUUCCUGACAACGUUCUUUACUGUGGUGCCCUCGCCAAAUUUCAGAAGCCCCAGAAAGCAUCUUCGGCUACUACGAUCCAUGUAGGCUCAAAGGCGUAUCUGACGCUGCUAGUGGUGUUCUUUGCAAUGAUUUACAUUUUAUGUUAGUGUUUUUGGUUUGGUUUGUGCGGUAAUACUGGUGGAGGAUUGAUUGAUUGAUUGAUUGAUUGGCUGGUGGGGGUGUGAACUGGCGGGAUUCUCGGAGACUAGAUAUCUUGAUUCCUUUUUUCUUGUAUUUCACAUUUCGGCAUAGCAUUUUUCUGGGAAAGUAAUCCAGUUGUGCAGAUUCUUCAUAGGACAUUGUUUUCAAUGACGACUGACUGACUAUAGGUGGUUUUUGUUACA